UUUACUUGUUUGCUUCUCUCCAUCCCUAAUAGUACACACACGCAACCUAACCCCCUUUCUCUCGCACUGCAAAACAUUAUUAUUCUUAAAAAAUUUCUUCUUACCUGCAGCGAUCUGGGAAGUCUCAAUCAUCGAUUCUUCCUGAUCCAUUUGUAAGCAAGAAACCUCUAAUGCGCGUGACCCAUUUUACUUCUCCAAAGGUACACAACUACCGAAGAAAACUAAAAAAACCCUUGAAAAUAGAAACCCCUAAUUAGAUUUUUGUCAGUAGAAGUAGGAUUUGAACCAUAACUGAUUUAAGAAGGUGAUCACAACUCAAUUUCAAUGGAGGUGAAGCUCUGGAAUGAUAAACGAGAUAGGGAAAUGUAUGACAACUUUGCAGAUCUUUAUGCCAUCAUUAAAACUACUGAGAAGUUGGAAAAGGCUUAUGUUCGCGAUUUAAUUUCUUCGGUGGAGUAUGAACCUGAAUGUUUGAAGUUGCUUGCUCAGUUUAAAACCUUGACAUCAACUUUAAAAGUUAUUGUUCCAAGCGUUGAUCGAUUUAUGGAUACUUACAAGAUGGAUUGCCCUGCUGCUCUAAAUCGUCUGGUCACUUCUGGUGUUCCUGCAACUGUUGAGCAUCGUCAAGCUUCUGCUGGUGCUAACAAUACAUCUGCAGCAACUGUUGCGGAGUGUGUUCAAUAUUUUAUAACUGCGAUGGACACUCUGAAACUGAAUAUGUAUGCUGUGGACCAGGUUCAUCCAGUACUAGCUGAUCUUUUGGCAGCACUCAAUAAGCUUAGUAUGCUGCCACCAGAUUUUGAAGGAAGGGUGAAGAUGAAGGAGUGGAUUGCCAGAUUAUCGAAAAUGGGGGCUGCAGAUGAGUUGACAGAACAGCAAUCUAGGCAACUUCACUUCGAUUUGGAGUCGUCUUAUAACUUGUUCAUGGCAGCGUUGCCUAAUCUUGGGUCUUAAUCAGGUUUGAGAAAGACUGUAAAUAGAAUGGUGCGUUGUCUGUUUUCGUUUGGUUUUUCUUUUUCUUUUUUUUCCUUUUUUGUGCUUUAUAUUAUCUGGAAGGAUUACUGCUUGGAGCAAUAUAACUGGUACUGUAACAAUUUAUGAGUAUUGAAACGGGUUAGAAUGAGAUGAGUUCUUUUGUUACAGAUAAUGAACAAUCUUUUGCGUGUUUUGUCAUAAGAACUGAUUUCGUACAA
This is a messenger RNA of Papaver somniferum (opium poppy), 1193 nucleotides long. Its product is annotated as vacuolar protein sorting-associated protein 28 homolog 1-like. Lineage: Eukaryota; Viridiplantae; Streptophyta; Magnoliopsida; Ranunculales; Papaveraceae. Gene Ontology annotation, cellular component: ESCRT I complex. Gene Ontology annotation, molecular function: protein-containing complex binding. The transcript is spliced from 2 exons. The record is from RefSeq and is a predicted model, not a curated record. Gene Ontology annotation, biological process: protein transport to vacuole involved in ubiquitin-dependent protein catabolic process via the multivesicular body sorting pathway. Bases 325 to 954 code for a protein of 209 amino acids.